UUAUUAUAUGCCCAAAGAUUUUUUAGUAAUUAGCAUUGUGCACAAGACCAUUUGCGUGCAGAACUGGCUUCCAUUUUACUCGUGUCUUUCGAGUGAGUCGUACGUAUUUCAUUCUCUUGCAAUUAUGCCAGUAUCUACUAAAGUUGAUUUGUUAUAAGAGUUUGUGUAUGUUACAAGUUAAGUUUUAAAGUUUUUCUGCCGUUGUAGUCAUCAAUUUAUGAUUCAUCACUAUUGAGUUAAUAAAUCAAAUCAAGCAAUAUGGCUACCUAUCAUCAUCAUGGCCGAGGCGGAAAACGACUAGUCGAUAGGACACCACAAGUACCAAUGGUUGACGUGGAAAGCAUGAGUCCUAGUGAACGAAAGAUAUACGAACAAGUGAUGGAAGGGUAUGAGAAACAUAGGAAAGAAAUGGAUGAAUUGAUGGCAAAUGCGAAUAAGCUCCUGUAUAACUCAUCUAGCCAAAUCACUCCUGAAAUGCAGAUUAAAACAACUGAGGAUACAGAUAUGGAAACUCAUGAUGACGGCCAAAACUUGGAACAGAAAAACGAAAGGACAACCACGGAUACAGAAAGCACAGCAAAAACAAAUACAGAACCCCCUCCAAAAAAGCGAAAAAAGAAGAAGAAAAAGCAAAACAAAGCCAAAAAUACUGAGGAUACGCAAAUCACGAAUGCAGAAAGCUCCACUUCUUCACCAAUAGCUGCCGCCACCUCCUUGCCACAACCUGAUGCAAUAGUCAACUCCUACAAAGCUCCGCCCAUAGAAGUUGCCACAGUUCCGCCCACAACUUCAGAAACUGUUCAACCAGUCAAGCACAUAAAAGUUCUGGUACGUGGAUGCGAUGUCCCGGUGAAAAUAGAAAGGUUCCGUGGAGGAAACAGUCCAACCCAAUGUUUCAAUUGCCAAAAUUUUGGUCACACUCAAAGAAAUUGCUGUUCACCUCCCAGAUGUGUUAAAUGUGCCGCGGGUCACCGAUCCUAUUUGUGCCAAAAGGACAUCAACAUACCACCAAAAUGCUGUAACUGUGGUGAAGCACACACUGCUAACUACACGGGAUGCAGCAUCCGUCCCCCCAGGAGGGGCCAUCGUGUUACUCCAGCUACAGUUCCCACUACAAAAGCAGGCAAAGCUCAUAGACUGGUCUCAAUUUUAAAAGAACUACAAGAACUACUAAAAGACAGAGAACUUUUUCAACUACUGCAAUCAAUUAUGUCCUCUUCUGAAUAAUGUCUCUCUCUGAUCUGUACAUAGAACUCUAUUAUACUGAACUUUGAACUGGUAAAUUUAUCAACACGAAAUUAAAUACUGUUUAUUGCCACGCUAGAUGGCGCCACUAAGGUAAUGAAAACUUAUGCUAAAACUUCA
Parasteatoda tepidariorum (common house spider) is the source of this 1365-nucleotide messenger RNA. Lineage: Eukaryota; Metazoa; Arthropoda; Arachnida; Araneae; Theridiidae. The record is from RefSeq and is a predicted model, not a curated record.